Molecule: messenger RNA, 756 nt
Organism: Alternaria burnsii
Lineage: Eukaryota; Fungi; Ascomycota; Dothideomycetes; Pleosporales; Pleosporaceae
Exons: 1
Coding region: 1-756 (251 amino acids)
Source: RefSeq, a predicted model, not a curated record
AUGCCAUUCCCAGCUUUUGACCCAGCUCAACACAACUCUCCCGAGUUUACGCGUUACGCUGCUGUCCACGCAAAUCCCAAGGGCCCCGGCGAUGCACGCCCAACUGCGGAGCAAAUUAUCAGAGAUGAGGGUCUCAAUGGCAAGCUUAUUGAAAAGACCAUUUUGAUUACUGGCUGCAGCUCUGGUAUAGGGAUUGAGACCGUCCGCGCCCUCAAGUUGACUGGUGCGCGCAUCUUCGCGACAGUCCGUGAUCUCGAAAAGGGCAAAAAGGCCCUUAGCGACAUCCUUGAGCCUAGAAAGGUCGAGCUCUCCCACCUUAACCUCAACUCGCUCGCAUCUGUUCGCAAAUUCGCCGCCGAAUUCCUGGCCGCCAGUAACAACCAACUCAACAUCCUUAUUAACAACGCCGGUAUCAUGUCCUGCCCUAAAGGCACCACUGAAGAUGGGUUUAAACUGCAGGUGGGCACCUGCCACCUCGCGCACUUUUUGCUCUUCCAGCUCGUUAAACCUGCGCUUCUUGCCUCCACCAGGCCCAAUUUCCACUCACGCGUAGUCAGCGUAGCAUCAAUGGCACAUCGCUAUUUUCCCCUCAAGUUCGACAACUUCCAGCUCCGUCACGGCGAAUAUCACCCAGAGCAUGCCUAUGCCAAGGAUCCUGUGUUGGCCGCCACGCGAAAAACUCCAGAGCAGGGUGCUGCUACCACGGUGUGGGCAGCUGUGGCGCACGCGUGGGAGGGGAGGGAGGUUUGUAUCUGA